AUGACGAACGAUGCAGCUAGUAACAUCCGCGUCCAAAUCACUGAGGUUCUACGACGUGCAACGCUUCCAGCUUCGAAUUUAACCAAGAAUAAGAAGGAUGCAUUGAGAAACUUAAGAGCAGAUAAGUCAAUACAUAUUUUAAAGGCUGAUAAGGGUAACGCUACGGUUAUUUUAGAUCGUCUAGGAUAUGAUAAUAAAAUCUUGGCUCUUUUAAGCACUUCAACUUAUAAAGAGCUUAAAAGAGACCCUACAGCUAACAUUGAACGUAAAAUAUGUUCCAAACUAUCUGGUUUUAAAAAGGCAG
This is a messenger RNA of Paramuricea clavata, 304 nucleotides long. NCBI's taxonomy places the organism in Eukaryota, Metazoa, Cnidaria, Anthozoa, Malacalcyonacea, Plexauridae. The record is from the annotation of a GenBank genome assembly.